Molecule: messenger RNA, 1649 nt
Organism: Botrytis sinoallii
Lineage: Eukaryota; Fungi; Ascomycota; Leotiomycetes; Helotiales; Sclerotiniaceae
Exons: 2
Coding region: 453-1649 (398 amino acids)
Source: RefSeq, a predicted model, not a curated record
AUGAACUUUGAUGUUUCGUAAGUUUUGUAGCAAUGCAUAAUCGAAUGAGAAUGCAUAAUUAAGUGAAUAUCUUGUAUUCAUAUCACGUUAAUGUUUACAUGAAUUCACGUGGUAAUGUGUCAAGUUUGUAGUGAAUUUGCUGGCUCCUUCUAGCUUAGCGAAUCGACGUCGCAUCUACGAAUCCCGUACAUUCGAGUCUUUCUAGAUUCGAAUAUUCAAUGAGAUCUUAAUACGGUCCUCAUAUUCAUGACUACAACUACGAGAAUGCGCUAGCGGAUAAAUUAGCGACUAUUCUCCGCGUCGCUUUCUCAUAUAAAGUUUACAUUCAUCACAACUAUCCAACAAUACUACUAAGAUUUAUCACGACAAAAUCUUAUUCUUUAUUACCCAACACGAUUUCAGCAGAAAGAUUCUCGUACAAUCUACAUAUAAGAUAAUUUUACCGUAUCAAAAUGACCAGUGAUACGUUGAUCAUAGACGCAGAUGGAGACCUAGUUCUCUCAUUCGAUCCAGAAGAAUGUUCAUCGACUCUGACAGAUGAUAUCUGGAUUGACGCCGAUUCAUCAGAAGAUGAUUCUCAGAUUAUAGAUGCCGAGCCAUCAAAUACAGUGUCCAGGAUUUUGAUUAAGGCAACCGAUGUCUCGCCGACCGACAUAUCAAUUGAAGAACCAUCCGAAUCCAACGAUAAUUCGUGGGUCGAGCUGAAGCAAGUCCGCAUGCUAGUCUCAUCCAAACAUAUGUCCGUUGCUUCGCCAGUAUUCAAAGCUAUGUUCCAGGCAAGCUCUCAAGAGGGUAUCGAGCUGAAGAUAACCGGCAAGGUGGAAUUGUCGCUUCGUGAUGAGGAUUCAAAGGCAUGGAAUAUUUUACUCAACAUCAUACAUGGACGUUUCAGAUCUGUUCCUUUGGAUAUCAAUUUGCCCAUGUUCACCCAGAUUGCACUCUUAUGCGACAAGUACCAAAUGCAUGAGGUUGCUUAUGCGUUCACACCGACCUGGAGAAUGUCAGCUGGCCACGACUCUGUGUCGGGAGAAGACAUACCUCGCUGGAUCUUCAUAGCCUGGACUUUCAAUAUGACAGAUGUACUUGAAGAGAUCACGAAAGGCCUUGCUCUCAAUUAUACUGGAAAUGGAAUCGAAAAAAUUGUUCAGCAUGACUACUCUACCGAUUCCUCAAAUUGUUAUGGCGCUGACACGACUUUUAUAGAUGAGCUUGAAAAUUCUCGCCAGCAUGCAAUUGCUGAAUUGGUUGAUAUGUUUGAUUACACCAUACAGCGAUAUCAAGAAGAUAGUUCGAAAUGUUCAAUUCGCACCAGAUGUGGUGAAGAUAGAGUGUCUUACCGUAAGCAAUGUGAUUCAAUGAUACUAGGCAUGUUAUUGAAAGGUGCCAUUGAGCAACAGAUCUACCCACUUCCGAAAAAACCAUACAAAGAGUGGUCUUUUUCUAUCUUGGAAAAGAAGAUCAAGUGUAUCAAACCAACUUCAUUGUGCGCUGCUGUGUCAUUGAUACCAGACGUCCAUUGCGAUCAAGACCAUGGAAUCUCUAAGAUUAUGACAUCAUGGAUUAAACAUACUGCACACGAAGUCACUGGGCUUCAAUUGGCAUCUUUGAAGAGGGAUGCAUCACCGGAGAUUCAGUGGCCAAUUCGAUGA